This is a messenger RNA of Erythranthe guttata (spotted monkey flower), 3159 nucleotides long. Its product is annotated as long-chain-alcohol oxidase FAO2. Gene Ontology annotation, molecular function: long-chain-alcohol oxidase activity; flavin adenine dinucleotide binding. NCBI's taxonomy places the organism in Eukaryota, Viridiplantae, Streptophyta, Magnoliopsida, Lamiales, Phrymaceae. The record is from RefSeq and is a predicted model, not a curated record.
UUUAUGUUGCAUUACUUAGUAAGGACGAUUCUGCAUAAAUUGCACAAAUACCUGAAAUUAAUGAGCAUUUAAGUUCACACAGCUGAAAUUAAAGUAUUCCUAAACUCUACAUCCCCAAACCCCAAGAAAAGAAGACAACAGUGAAACAUGGAAGAAAAUGGUAGCAAGAUAAAUCGAAUGGCUCGUACAAUUAGUCACGAUAUUAACUCAUGCACAUGACAUGUGUAAAUGAGUCAAGUUCGAGCCAAGCUCGAGUAGUACCUAAAUUUUUAGGACUCGAGCUUAAAUUCAACAUCAAAGAUCACGAGCCGGCCCAAGAGCUUUAUACCAAACGAUAAAAAAUUACCUAAAAAUGGUAAAAGAUGAACUCGAACUUUUGUCCAGCCAACUCAUCUGAUGUAUAUCAGAACAUGGCAUUGCCCUUGUUAAGGGUCUUUCAAUAACUCGGAAAGUGAUUUUUCUUUUUAGGAAAAUAAGGUUCCAAAACAGGUGGGAUAACAUCUGCACACAAAAAACUUAAGGUAACACGUGUUUAAGACGUUUUCAACAAUGGAACGAGACAAAUGUUUACCUAGUAUAAAAUCAAGCAAAGAUCAUAAGCCUCAUCACUUGCAUAUAGAAGCUUUAUCAACCUUAAAAGAGUCGAGAUUAAGAAAUAAAAGAAUGGAGGGAAGGAAGAGCCAUCCUUUGCUGAGUGGAGGUAACUUAAAAGAGAAGCCAAAAUACAUGCAUGGCUUUUCUUCAUCUCAGAUUCAGUCACUAGCUGCUGUUUGUGAAGCCCUCAUACCUUCCCUUCCCACUAAUGGAGUCAACCAAAUAUCGGACGAUAAUGCCCUCUACUCGUACUACACGUCUUCAGCUUCUCAAACUCCAUUUCCUAAUGAGACGGCAGAGCUGAUAGUGAAGAGGGGGAUACCAAAAGCGGUGCUGGUAGUGAGCCUAGUGUUGAAGUUUCUAUCGACUAGAAUAGGCACACUUUUGCUGUGUGGGAGUAACUGUUUGGAUUGGAAAUGGCCUUUUAUUCACAAGUUCUCAGAACUAUCCAUCAACAAGAGAGAAUCGAUCCUCCAGAAAUGGUCGAGAGGAACUCUUGUCCUCCCUCUAAGAACAGUCUUCUUCAUGCUUAAAGUCACCUGUUUCUACACUUUCUUCUCUCUUACCGACGAAAAAUCGCAAAAUCCAGCGUGGGAAGCAAUUGGUUACCACAUAGAGAAAGUCGAAAUUUCGGGACAACCAGAAAAGGAAAGGCCUCUCGAAAAAGGCGUCAUAGAAACCGAGAAAGAAAACAAGCUCACGCUAAGAGAAUCUCUCGUUCAGAAAGGCCUAAAAGUUGCCGAAAACCCAAAAGAUCACAACACACUCAAUAUCGAAUGCGAUGUAGUGAUAGUGGGUUCGGACUGUGGAGGAGGAGUUGCAGCAGCAGUUCUUGCAAAGGCUGGCCUAAAAGUUGUAGUCCUCGAAAAAGGGCAUUACUUCACAGCAGAAGAUUAUUCAGAGCUGGAGGGACCUUCCAUGAAUGAAAUGUAUGCCUCGGGUGGAAUUUUUUCAACUCUACACGGCAAAUUCAUACUCCUGGCUGGUUCGACGGUUGGGGGUGGUUCAGCUGUGAACUGGUCGGCUUCCAUCAAAACUCCCGAUCAUGUUCUUCAAGAAUGGUCGGCUGAGAAGAAGAUUUCGAUGUUUGGAGGUGCUGAAUACCAAUCUGCCAUGGAUGAGGUGUGGGGAAGAAUAGGUGUAACCGAGAACUGCGUAGAAGAAGGGUUUCAGAACCAAGUAGUGAGAAAAGGGUGCGAAAAUCUUGGACUCAAAGUUGAGGGGGUAGCGAGAAAUUCCACAGAGAAUCACUACUGUGGUUCUUGCGGCUAUGGCUGUAGAAGAGGUGAAAAGAAGGGAACUGAUUCGACUUGGCUCGUCGAUGCAGUGAACAACGGUGCAGUGAUCUUAACGGGGUGUAAAGCGGAGAAGUUCUUGUUGGUAAAAGACAAGAAUCUCGAGCAGAGAAAGAGAUGCAAAGGAGUAAUUGCAACUGUAGAGAGCGAGAGCGAGAGCACUCGAAUGAAGCUGCACAUUGAGGCAAAGGCGUCGGUUGCAGCUUGUGGUGCUCUUUUCACACCACCUCUACUAGUUUCCAGUGGGCUGAAGAACAAGAACAUAGGCAAGAAUCUCCAUCUCCACCCUGUUCUAUUUGCCUGGGGAUACUUCCCAGAAUCCGGUUCCCAAUUGAGAGGCAAGAACUUCGAAGGAGGAAUCAUAACCUCCAUGAACAAGGUGAUAACUGGAGAGCCCAAUUUCAGGACAAUAGUCCAAACUGCAGGAUUCGGACCAGCGUCUUACGCUGUCUUCCUGCCAUGGGUUGCAGGUAAAGACAUGAAAGAUAGAAUGUCGAAAUAUUCAAGAACCGCGCUUCUGUUCACACUGGUCAGAGACGUGGGGUCCGGUGAGGUGAGAGAGGAAGGAAGAGUAUCGUACAAGUUGAAUAAAUUCGACGAGGAGAAUCUCAAAGCAGGGCUGAGACAGUGUUUAAGGAUCAUGAUUGCAGCGGGGGCCGCUGAGGUGGGAACUUUCCAGAACAACGGGCAGAGGCUGGAGUGUGAAGGGGUCGGGGGUGAGGAUGUAGAGAAGUUUCUGGAGAAGGUGAUGGCUGCUGGGGGGCCAUCUUCUGGGGGGCAAUAUUGGAAUACUUACGCUUCUGCACAUCAGAUGAGCAGCUGCAGGAUGGGGGCUGAUGAGAGAGAUGGUGCGGUUGAUGGGAAUGGGGAGAGCUGGGAAGGUAAGGGCUUGUUUGUGUGUGAUGGGAGUGUCCUGCCCACUGCUGUUGGUGUUAAUCCCAUGAUUACUAUUGAAUCAACUGCUUACUGCAUCUCCAAGAGAAUUGCGGACUACCUGGACAAGGAAAAGCAAACUUAGAUUAUGUGGAUGCUCGUGCCUUUCUAGUUUGCUACAUGACUGUGUGUGUGUGUGUGUGUGUGUGUGUGUGUGUGUGUGUGUGUGUGUGUGUGUGUCAGUACUAUGUGUCUUAGCAUUGUCCCUUUUGAGUUUUGGGUGAAUAAAAUGUUGAUGUAAGCAGCUAGUCCCUAUUUGGCAUAAAGACAGUCCAUUCCCUACAAUCCAAUCCUCUCCAUCCAACUUAGACUAAAUAAUUAAAAUAUUUCUCAUAUC